AUGUGUGGACCGGAGACCACGAAUCGUCCUCGCGGAGGAGCCCUCGCUGCUCUUUCACCACCCUCAACUCCAGUCUCCCUUCCCCGUAGCACCCUCUGUGGCGACUUGGCCUUCCAUACUCCAGGAAAUCCCGGCAGCACGAACGCUACACACGCCAGGCUCACACCAGAAGAGGUCUGCCACCACACAGCCCUGUCCGACCUCUGCGUCGUGAUCCAUUCAUCCGGGGACCUCACCCGCAACCCAGCCGACUGCGGUUUGUUCCGCCAGUUCACGAUCCCCGCCAAGCUUACAUCCCAGAAUGGCGAAUACUACGAGCUCGCGCUGGAGAGCCCGCUGUCCCUCGCCGUGGGCAACGACGGUAUUAUUGGCAGGCGCGUCUCCCUGUGCUCGGGCUCCAGCCUGGAUCGGGACAACAUCGUCGCUGAGGGCAUCGUCGGCUUCAACUUCAUGAGGCCGGUGCAGCCAACCCUUUGA
Clonostachys rhizophaga is the source of this 477-nucleotide messenger RNA. The record is from the annotation of a GenBank genome assembly. NCBI's taxonomy places the organism in Eukaryota, Fungi, Ascomycota, Sordariomycetes, Hypocreales, Bionectriaceae.